AGAAACUGAAGAACAGUCUGAUGUGUAGACACACACAGAGAACAUUCAGCAUCAAGAAGAUCAACAUCCUCAACUCACAAUGAAGAUCAUCCUCAUCUUCACUUUCUUCAUCAUCUUAGGUGCAGUGAGAUGCUUCGAUGUGAUUGGAUAUUCUGGAGGAAGUGUUCUUGUGGAUUCACAGAAACCUUGGUGUAGCAACUGUUUUAAAUAUAUGACUAAACUAAACCCAAACAGAAACAUAAUAAACUAUAAGAAACACGAUCGGUGGAUUAAUGAAGGAAGAUUCACUCUGUAUUGUAACAAUGAUGGAAAACUGAUGGUCUACAUCAGAGAUCUGAACACAGAGGAUUCUGUAAGUUACCGGAUUGGUGUUGAUGACCAAUGGUACACUGAUAUGACUCUGACUGUGAGAGAAGAUUCAUGUUGUGGGGCGUCACAGACAGUGAUGGUGAAUACUGGAGAAACUGCAAACUUCAGAUGUCAAUAUUCACAGGAUUAUAAGUACUAUGACAAGAUCAUCUUUAAGGAAGGAAAAUACUCAGUGAAGAAUAUCUACAGCAAAUGGGAGAAGAAAGAGAGUUUCAGUAUUUCUGACGACAAAUAUAAAAACCUCUUCAGUGUGAAAAUAACUGAUGUGAGAUCAGAAGAUGCAGGAGUUUAUUUAUGUGGAGUUCAGCGUUACAGAGACUCCUACAGUUACUCGAUUAUUACUGCUGUUCAUCUCAACAUUAUGAAUACAGCUUUGUCACAUUUGUGGGUGAAUAAAUCAGUUUUUCUUGGUGAUGAAGUCAAUAUUAGCUGUCAGAUCCCAGAGGAACAUCAAGUCCGUCCAAAACUCUUUUGUAAAGAGGAUGAAAAUCACAUCUGCCAAAACAUCAACACAUCUAAAGUUAAACUGAAUGAUUUAUCUCCUAAAAGUGUUUUUACUGUGACCAUAAGUAAUGUGACAGUGAGAGAUGCUGGAGUUUACUGGUGUGGAGCAGAAACCACUGAGAGAGAUUUAACUUUCAUCUCUCUGACCACUAAAGUUCAACUCAAUCUGUUCAUGCCUCCAGUGUUUGGAGAUGAAGGAGGAUCUGCUCAGAUCAUCUGUCCUUAUGAUCCCAUCUAUAAAUCAAAGUCAAAGUAUCUGUGUAAGAGCUCCACUACAGAUAGAAAUCCUCUCAUUGAGACUGUGAGAGAUGAGAUGAAGAUGAACAGAUUGACUGUGAAUGAUGACAUGACAGCAAGUGUGUUUACUGUGAACAUCACUGGAUUGACAGCAGAGGAUGCUGGGAAAUACUGCUGUACAGUGAGAUUAGAAACAGAUGUGAUUUAUCUUUACACUCAUCUGAUUAUUAUCAUGAACGAGGAGGUGAUCUUGAAUAAACGUGAAGGAGACGACAUGUCAAUCCAGUGUAAACAUCAUGCUGAAUAUCAGAAACUCUUCUGUAAAACACAUGAACCCUCAAUGUGUAUAAAUGAUGGAGUUUCAUUACAGUCAAUGAGAGAUAAUGAAACAUCUGCUGGAGUCUUUACUGUAAACAUCAGUCAUCUGAGAGAAGAGGAUUCUGGGUUAUACUGGUGUGGAUCUCACAUCAUCACUAAAGUCAAGUUAAACGUCACAAGAGCUCUAAACCACAGAAGAGAUCUAAGUUUAGUUUUACUGUCAUCAAAGUUCUCAGGAAACCACAUCUCUGAAGUAAGCGAGAAAGGUGGAAAGAAAGAGAAGAAAACAUACGUCUAA
Paramisgurnus dabryanus is the source of this 1726-nucleotide messenger RNA. The record is from RefSeq and is a predicted model, not a curated record. NCBI's taxonomy places the organism in Eukaryota, Metazoa, Chordata, Actinopteri, Cypriniformes, Cobitidae.